Messenger RNA from Glossina fuscipes, 2464 nucleotides. RefSeq lists its product as uncharacterized. The transcript is spliced from 5 exons. NCBI's taxonomy places the organism in Eukaryota, Metazoa, Arthropoda, Insecta, Diptera, Glossinidae. Bases 65 to 2464 code for a protein of 799 amino acids. The record is from RefSeq and is a predicted model, not a curated record.
AAUUUUAGUAAAAAAUAACUCUUACCACAGCAGCUGAUUUUUGUUUUAGGGACUUCAAGAGACGAUGUCUACAGAAAAUUGCCAAAUAUGCUGCAAGGCGCAAUUUAAAUAUACUUGCCCACGUUGUAACAUAAUAUAUUGCUCCGUAACCUGUUAUAAAGCUGAACAACAUUUGAAAUGUUCAGAAGAGUUUUACAAGCAAUGUAUACAAGAUGAAUUAACUUCCACUCCGGCGAACAAGAGCAAGGAAGAUAUACGCAAGAUUUACGAUAUAUUGCGACGGAUACAAGAAGCAGAUGCUGGUUUCCAACCGCAAGAUUUCGAAAAUGAUGAGUUAAUUGAUUCUGAUGAUGACGAAUCGUCGCCGUUAAAUGACCGAGAGCUAGAUGAAAACGAUAACGAAGAUGAUGAAGUCGACUUGGCGGAACGUUUAAAAGGCGUUGACAUCAAUGAUGCAGAUACCGUUUGGGAGUGUUUAACUUCAAGAGAACGUGAAGAAUUUAAAAAUAUGCUUAAAACUGGUGAUAUAAUGAAAUUAGUGCCAGCUUAUGUACCGUGGUGGUUAAGAAAGCCAAAUCCCAAAAUUGUGGAAUUAGGAAAAGAAAGUGAUGACGAUUCCAGCCUACCUCCAAUAAUGAAUAAUAUACCGAAAUUUUCUGCAAUUUGCCAAAAGGAACCAUCUCCUUGUUUACACUAUAAUCUCUGGAAUAUAUUAAGUGCUUACACUUGUAUGGUUCGCUUUUUUGGAGGCGAACAUUUGAUUAAUCCCCAUGAAGCUUGCGUAUAUCUGGUAAAUCUCAGUCUUUGCCUUAAAUUUGGUACAAAUUUUGAAGAUGUAGAAGACGCCAUUAUUUCCGUAGAAAUGGAAGCACUAACAACUGGAAAUGGUGCAAUUCAAUUAAUGCCGACAGGUUCAGAGAAAAAUCCAUUUGUAGGGGAUCGCGAACAAUUGCAAGCAGAUGCUCGACAGAUAAUGGCAUCUCAUCGUUUCAAACUAGCUGCCAUCGGUGAUAAUACUUUCCCAAAUUUAAUGGCUUUGCUAACUGGACAAAAUCAAAGCGCUGCAGAGGAAACUUGUAAGCCAAAGCAGGUGGGUGGUUUGGACAAUUGUAAUUUCAUAUGGAAAGAGUUUCACAAGCAAAGCUAUUAUACGGCUUAUGGUGAGGAUACACCUGCUAUGAGUACAUUUAAUUAUUUAAAAAAAGGAUUUCAAGAGCCGCCGACUGAUUACUACUUUCGCCCCAUGUCCUUGGCUAUUGAGAAGCAUUUAACCUAUAAUAAAAAAGCCGGACUUAAGUAUUGUAUCGGAAAUCGCCAAAAUGGUGAGUACGUAUACGACAUGGCUCUUCAAUUCGUUACACGCUUUCAAUACGAACCAAAUUUCGGUUUAUUUUGGACUAAUUCGUUUAGUCAUAACGACUAUUCUCUGCCUGCAACGAUGGAUUCAAGAAUUUUGAAAUAUUUAAAAGAAAUGGAAACACUUGGCAUUUUUGAUAAUAGUAUAGUGUUCUUUUUAAGUGAUCAUGGCAUGCGGUUUGGUAAGCUAUUAACUUUGCCAGGAGAUUUUCUAGAACCGCGUUUACCCACCUUCUUCAUAUCAAUACCAAAAUGGUUUCGUAACGCUUACCCCGAACUCAUACAAAAUUUAGAAAUGAAUUGUCAACGUUUAACUACACCCUAUGAUGUCUAUAUGACUAUGCAGCAUUUACUGAAAAUUAAUCAACCAAAUUUUACCAUAAAAGCAGCUACUGGUUGUACGCGGUGUCAAAGUUUAUUUCGAGAAGUACCAGAAAAUCGUACAUGCCCUGAUGCGGAAAUCUCGGAAAAUUGGUGCACUUGUACACCAUACAAGAUCUUAUCACCCAGCGAAAAAGCGAUAAAACGUCUAAAUUCACUUAUAGUUGAGAGAAUCAAUGACUAUAUAAUUAAUAAAAAUCUGAGCAGUGUGUGUAGUGAGCUCACCUUGCGUAAUACAAAGAAGGCUGAACAACAUUACAAUGACAAAGAUUUGACUUUAUCGACUUACAGAAUUGAAUUUUCAGUAAAUCCAAAAACCACACCAGAGGCAAUUUUCGCCGCUACCGUUAAAUGUGACCCUAGUUCCAAUGAAAUAGCAUUAAAUCUCACAGUAGAAGAAGACGUUAAUCGAAGGAGUAAAUAUGAAAAUACAGCUAAAUGCACACAAGACAAAGAGGCUAAGAAAUAUUGCAUUUGCAAAAAGAAAAAAUGUUAUUGCUUUGGCAAUUCAACGGAAUAUCAUGGUUUUGACAAUACUCAGCCAGAAUCUAAUGAAUUCGUAUUAAAACGUAUUAACGUAGAAAAUGAUAAUCCGGAAUAUUUUAUAAAAACAAGUCAAUGCUUUAUACCAUAUGUAGAUCAUUUAUCGCCGGAAGUGUUGAAAUUUUAUAAGCCCGAAUACACAACGGGAAGAACAACUUUUAAUAAAAAUAUUAUACAGCCAUGA